Messenger RNA from Gordionus sp. m RMFG-2023, 780 nucleotides. RefSeq names its product malignant T-cell-amplified sequence 1-like. The record is from RefSeq and is a predicted model, not a curated record. The coding region runs from base 16 to 561 and encodes 181 amino acids. Lineage: Eukaryota; Metazoa; Nematomorpha; Gordioida; Chordodea; Parachordodidae. Gene Ontology annotation, biological process: formation of translation preinitiation complex. The transcript has 6 exons. Gene Ontology annotation, molecular function: RNA binding.
CAAUAUACUUGCAAUAUGUUCAAAAAAUUUGAUGAAAAAGAAAUGGUAUCAGGAGUAUCACAAAUUAAAAGCUCUGUUCAACGAAAUAUAAGAGCAAAACUAUUAGAAAAUUACCCGAUCGAAGAAUAUAUUGAUGAUAUUAUUCCUAAAAAAGAGGGAAUAAAAAUUGUAAAAUGCCAUGAACAUAUUGAGAUUAUAGCAAAUACAGCUGGAGACUUAUUAUUUUUCCAUGAUAAAUCAGAUAUUUACAUACCAACUUUAAAGCUUUUGCAUAAAUAUCCAUUUAUGUUACCUCAUCAGACUGUUGAUAAAGGUGCUAUCAGAUUUAUACUAAGUGGAGCUCAUAUAAUGUGCCCAGGUUUAAAUUCAAGUGGUGCCAUUUUAAACAAAGCUCAUGAGGGAAUGAUUGUCGCUAUCAUGGGAGAGGGCAAAGAGCACGCCGUAGCUAUAGGAUGGAUGAAACUCUCAUCGGAUAAAAUAAAAGAAUUGAAUAAAGGCAUAGGAAUCGAGAACGUUCAUUACCUCAACGAUGGUUUGUGGAAGAUGAAACCCGUUAGAUAAUCAUUAAUUACAAUUAUUUUUAUUUAAAGAUUGCACUAUUUAUAAUUUUAUAUGAGUUGUUUUUCCGACAAUUAUGUUCAUAUUAUCCAUAUAAUUUUUUUUGAUGAUAAAUUAUAUAUAUAUUUACAAUCUAAUGUCGAAAUGAACACUUGCCUUAAAAUCAUAGGAUUUGUGUCUCGUCUAAAGCUAAUAAAAUUGUCGCUGAUAAAAUUAAAUAAA